This is a messenger RNA of Entrophospora sp. SA101, 1278 nucleotides long. The record is from the annotation of a GenBank genome assembly. Lineage: Eukaryota; Fungi; Glomeromycota; Glomeromycetes; Entrophosporales; Entrophosporaceae.
AUGAAAGCUAAAGCUAAUGAGAAAUCUGAAAAUACUCCUCAGUCAAGUAAAGCUUCUGGGAAAUUACCAUCAAAGCAAAAAAAGCCUGCAACUUCUUCGCAUCAAUUACAUUCUUCACAUUGCACUGUAGCACAUCCUGGACAUUCACUCAUUCAGUAUGCAUUAAUGAUUGAUGCGGGUUCUACAGGUUCUCGUAUUCAUGUUUACAGAUUUAAUUAUUGUAAAUCAUCACCAGAAUUAGAGGAUGAAGUAUUUGCUCACAUUGAACCUGGUCUUUCUGCAUAUGCUGAUGAUUCUGAUGCAGCAGCGAGAAGUUUAGAUGAAUUGUUAAAAGUUGCACUUGAAAAUGUUCCCAAAGAAUUGCAUAAUUGUACACCAGUGGCAGUCAAGGCUACUGCUGGUUUACGAUUAUUAGGAACCAAAAAAAGUGAGCAUAUAUUAGAAGCUGUUAGAAAUCAUUUAGAAAACAAAUACCCUUUUCAAAUAAUUGAAAAUGAUGGUGUGGUAAUUAUGGAUGGCAAAGAUGAAGGUGUUUAUGCAUGGAUUACAGUUAAUUAUUUAUUGAAUAAAGUUGGCGCAAAAAAUAAAUCACCCACAGCUGCAAUUUUUGACCUUGGAGGUGGCUCAACUCAAAUAGUUUUUGAACCUGGAUCACUAGAUGGUUAUGAGGUUGCACCUGGAGAACAUAGAUAUGAAUUAGAAUAUGGUGGACAUAAAUAUAUUUUAUAUCAACAUUCUUAUUUACAUUUUGGAUUAAUGGAGGCAAAAAAAGCAAUUAUAAGUUUCAUGGUAAAAUUAUGGAAUAAUAGUAUUGAUGGUAUCAAGAAUGAUUUGAUUUCUGAUAUAUCUCUUAGUUAUGAUGGAAAUCUUAAAGAUGAAUUUUAUAUUCCACAUACUUGCUUACCAAAAAAUUAUUCAGAAUCAUGGCAAAUUGAUAUUGAUAAUGAUGAUGACAAUUCAGUUAAACUCAUUGGUACAGGUGGUGGACAUGUUCAGUGUAGGCCAUUAGGAAUGCUGUCAGAAUUUACAUUAAAAGAACUUUGUGAUCUUACUGAUCAAGUUUGUUCAGGAAAUUAUAAAAGAUUCUCUUAUUUACCAGAAGCUGUAAAGGAACUUAAAAAGAAUCCAUAUUAUUGCAUGAACUUAUCAUUUAUUUAUGAACUUUUACAUACUGGUUAUGAAAUACCUCUGGAAAGAGAAAUAAAAAUUGAAACUGGAUGGUGUCUUGGAGCAUCAAUAGCAAUGCUAGAUCAAAGCUUUUGGUGUAAAGAGUUCUAA